CAAGGGACGCCAGAGUAGAGUCGCUAUCCACAAACUAGGCAGUAUAUAGGUAGAAGCUGCUUAUAUUAUGCGCAGUUUGACUUUAAACCAUAGAGGCGCAUGAAGGGUCUCCAAAAUAAUAUGGAGGGCUGUUUAUGUCGUUAGCUAGAUAACCUGCUGUGUAGUUAGCUAGCUGACAUGCUUUUAGCCAUUAGCUAGCCAAAAUAACGUGUGAUCUAGUGCACUAAGUGACAAUUAGCCAAAGGGAAGAGCGUCAGUUUAAAAAUGUGGAAAAGAAGCGGUCGAAGCACUGCUCUGGACCGAGCUCAGGCACUUCUGUCCGCGAAGAGGAACAGCAGAGGAGACGCUGAGUCCACACAGUGGUCUGCAGCCACAACGCGGCCACAUACAGGUGCUGUGGGUGGGCUUACAAAAACCAGAUCUGCUCCUCCAAAUACCCAGACUUUACUCUCAGAUCUGAGUGACCUCUCCUCGCUCAGCUCAGCUUCUGAGAAUGGAGCUGAUGCUGUGCACGUUGCUGGUCCUGAGAAGAGUCAGGGAAGAGAGGGGGGCCCUACCAAGGACCUCAGACCUCAGAGCUCUCUGGGAGGAGGAGGAGGGAGCAGGUUCUUGAAGAAGGCUCCACCGCCUCCAACCAACAGCAGCCAGUCACCUGUUAGCAAGAGCCAAAGGCAUCAGAUGCCUGAAACAAGAUACGUGUCAUCUUCCCAGACUGCUGCUCUGAGCAGACUGGCUCAAAUUGAGAGCCGCAUUCGCAGUUAUAAGCAGGCCAAGGAACAGGCCAGACAGGGAAUCUCACCACCGCCAGAAGCAGCCGCCCAGUCUCUGGAGUCCUCUCUGCCAGUUCCAGUCUCAGCACAGUCCAGCAGUGACCAGGGUCUGAAGGGGAAACGUUUCCUCAAGAACAAGGCAGUUGUAGCUGUUGACAGUACUAACGUUGCUGAUGCUGGGUCUCCAGGAGGCCCAGAUGUUGGUGUCAGGUCCAAGUCCAGAGCUGCUGGUACGGUAUUCCCUUUGGUGAGUUUGGAGAAGAAGUCAUUAAGAGUAGUGAGUGCUGUCAGUCUGGAAAGCGAUGAAGAGGACAUGAAGAAACUGCUUGGAGACUCUUUAGAUUCAACAGACAACAGCUUGUCAAGACCAGAGAGACCCUCUUCCACGAGAACAGACAAGAAGUUGAACAAAAGCAGUCAGAAGGUCCACUCCACACCUCCCCCAGCUGCUGUUUGUCCUUUGUCACCCUCCAACACAGCACCACCUCGCUCCCCAGCUUCUCCGUCUCGCCGUAGUUCUCCUUUUCGAUUCACCGGCCAGGCUCAGGCCCACUUCAGCCCCUCUGUGCUCUCUCCAUCCCCCUCUCCUCCCCACGUCUCCUCCUCUCUUGUGAGGAGACCGAACUUCCCUCACAGGGCGGGCAGUCCACAGCGUUCCCUCUCCUCUAUUUCGGGCCACAGUGAGGUGCGCUCUCUGGAGGAGCUCUUCCCUGAGGGGUCAGACUCUGAAGGUCCCUGCAGUGAGAUGAAUUCAGUUUCUUCUGAAGAUGGACAUCAAGACUUCAAGAUAAAUGUGAUGACAUUAGAUGACCUUGUCCCUGCUACCUUUGGAUUUACAGAGGAACCAUCAGGAAAGGAGGGAGAAGCCAAACACAGCGCCCCUGUUCCUGGGUCCCUGAACGGACAUCAGCAGCCACAGAGGGAGGAGAAGGAGGAGGAGGUGGUGCUGAACUACCAAAGUGACUUUGAGAGUGAGAGCAAGACGGAGUCCAAUGACAGUGCCAGCCAGGUUUCAGAACUAUUGCAAGGAGAUGGAAAUGAGGCAGAUGUCAGAGAGGAGGCUUCGGAUUCAGACCUGUCCUGCAAGAGGACAGAGGAUGAUUACUCAAGCACUUUCUCAGACACAGCCUCACAGACCUCAGAUUGCAGCCACACAUUGAAGUCGUUCAGCAGAAGCAGCGACUCAAGAUCUUCAGUAUCGUAUGAUAGGCGGACUUCGAGGAGGCGAACUUCAGGAAAGGUUUUAAAAGACGCAGCAGUACAAACCCAGCCUGAUACCACGGCUUACACAUGGUCAACUGGUCUGGGCACAUUUGAGCCUAAACUGGACAUGUCCUACCUGAAUCCCAUCCCGCUGGCUGCUCAUGCUCUCAGCGCAGAAGCAGUUGAAGCUCUCAGCACCUUCAAUCCAGCUGUAUUUGUACUCAAUGAAAUGCUGAAACAGCAGCUCGCCACGACAAGGCGGUUCAUCGAAAGCAGCCGGCACCUUCACUCCAGCCUGGUGCAGAGCCUGGAACCACCAAACUACAGAUACACCACGCUGGAGGACACCAGACAGUACAUUCGCCAGCACAGACCUCCCAAACUCACAAUGGAGGAAGCCUUAGAGGAGGUGCGGCAGGAGAUGAGAGAAUACCACUGUACGUGACAGCUGAUGCAUUUAUUCAUAAUUAAAUUCUAUUUUUCUACUGUGGAAUGAUGUUUGAUGUUAUUCAGUCACAGCACGUGCCUUGAAGAUUCUUGUGUAAAGCGAUAAGCAAUAAGAUCAUGAGUCUCUAUAGGUAAAAGAAAAUCACGUCAUAUGUUCAGUUUUACAUUUGUGGCAUAAAGCAUCAAAUGUGUAGCGUCAUCUCAUAACAAUGGCAUUUUAUACUUAAAGCAAGAUCUGUAUUGUGUUAUUUAGUGACAUUUAGAGCUGCAAGAUUGAUGUACAUUUAUGGUUUGAGUGAAAUUCCUACACUGUACAACGCCGCAUUGUUCACAGGUGUUCAUUCAUAAAGAAUCAACUGGUCAAAUAAAGACAUUUCAAAGUGAAGUAACAAAAAGUUUAUUUAAAAAAUAACACGUAAAGUAUGUAUACAGUCAUACCAGGUUUUCCCAUCUUCAUCACCAACAGUAACUUCUGACAUGUUCGAAUGAAACGUGCAGGAUUUGAUAUGAUCUAAAGACAAAUUCUAAAGUCAGGAUGAGUGACGUGGGGAGGGUGACGUGGCGUGGAUGGGGCUUGUUGAAGGCACAGAUUCAGGCGGCAGAGUGAGUCGUCAGUAGGGGUCGUUGAAAGGGUAGUGAGGAUGUCCUGCAUCCCUGGGAACACGCUUUCCCUCCACCUGCAAACAUCCAAACCAAAGCUGUGACAUGUCCCUCUGCUCCUCACUAAUGUGUUCAUGCUCACCUCUUCAGACUGUUGCUUCUCCAUCACACACUCAGGUGCUGAAACAUCUGAACAUCUGUAAUAUUUUAUGCCAAUAUGCUUUACAUUGAAUUUUGCUCUUUUUAACUAUUGAAAGGUUAAAAAAAGCCUCAUAAAAAUAAUGUAAACCAUCAAAGAACACAACCUCCGUCCAAUUAAGUCUUACUCAGACCUUACAGGAUGAUGAGGAUUAGUACUUAAUCUGUGCCUUACAAACUGAAACAGUCAGGACAUAAUGUCUGCCUGUUGACAGGAUGAUUAAAAUGUAACACUGUCAAUAACAGCCAUGAGAGACAUGGUACGUAAAACCCACUUACUUCAAUCAUUGGUACAAUGUAGCGCCAGCCUUUGUUCAGUGCAGUAAUGCUUUUCAUUUCCUCUGCCUCAAGGGUAAAGUCAAACACCUGACAACAGAAAAUCAUGUCAGCAUAUUCUCGAUUUAGAAUCUCAUUAAGGAGACCAUCU
Molecule: messenger RNA, 3645 nt
Organism: Toxotes jaculatrix (banded archerfish)
Lineage: Eukaryota; Metazoa; Chordata; Actinopteri; Toxotidae
Gene: c6h19orf44
Product: chromosome 6 C19orf44 homolog
Exons: 11
Coding region: 265-2418 (717 amino acids)
Source: RefSeq, a predicted model, not a curated record